CCCAGACUUGAAACGCGAAACGUAGUGAAACUUGAUGUUAAUGACGAAAACGGGCUGGGAAGUGUUUGCAACAUUAUGACCCGAACCAGUCAGACUUGACCCGGCGAGUUUCAGUGACCCGGACUAAUAAACAUUUGUUUAUUCAGAAGACCAAAGCAAAACGACGACGCUCUACCUAUGACAGACGGACAGACACAGAGAAGCCCUUGCUCUAGCCACCACUGUAAGGCGACGUCGUAGGGGUGUCUUGCCGCCGCGCCACCAUCUUCUUCAAACAAUAAACACUCACUUUCCCUUACUCGGAACCCUUAAAUUUGGAGACCCACAACUUCUCAUUUUUCUGGCAAGCAGGAACAAAAUGAAGAUUGUUUCAGUUGCAGUUAGGUCACUAAGUGUCAAUUUGUCCCGUCAGUUUUAUCAGACUCAUAUGUUCAGAAGCCUUUCCACUUGGGGAUUUACAGAUAAUCAAACCAGUGAUCAGCAGGCUAACAAGUCAGAACCUCCUGAGGAGUUUGGGAAGUUUGGAGAAAAUCGUGGUAGAUUUUCCCAAUUUGAUUCCAUUCUUGAAAAGAUUAGCCAAAAGGGAAUGGCUCGACGUGGAUCUGGUUUUGGAAAUGGUGUUGGUUAUGAUAUGCCGGAUUAUCUAGAAAAGGAUGACUCAUUAUCUGAUGGAAUGGAUGAAAACCUGAAGAAUGCUGCCACAUACUUUGAAGUUGAUGAGGAUGAAGUUGACAAAGAAGAUUAUGCUUUUCGAUAUGAUGCCGAUUUCCCAAUUGGUUCAACAUAUGAUACAAAGGCGCUGGAUCUUACCAAGCCUGGUGUACGCAAGCCUCCCAUAAGGGAUGAAUUCAGUGUAACCACCAAAGAAGUUCUUAGUCAAGCAGAUUUCAGGAAUGUAAGAUUCCUGGCAAAUUUCAUAACAGAGGCAGGAAUUAUUAUCAAGCGAAGCAAGACCGGCAUUAGUGCAAAGGCUCAAAGAAAGGUUGCCAGGGAGAUAAAAACUGCUCGAGCAUUUGGCUUGAUGCCCUUUACAACAAUGGGAACGAAGUCAUUUAUUUUUGGAAGAACUAUGGAGAAUCUUGAUGAAGACUUUUCAUACGAAAUUAAGAAGCAAGACACGGAUGAGGAACCUGAUUUGGAUGUAGAUCAAGCUUAGAACAUUGGAAGAUCUACUUUUUCUUUCAUUUCUCUCUUUGGCCAAGAGACUUGAAAUUUAUUGUAAUCCCAGUUUUGCAUCUGACUUUCUUUUUUAUUACUAAGUAGCUUGUAGUUUAUACUUAAACUAAGGUUGUGGCUGGCCUAAUCCUUUUUUUGGCCUAACUGUUACUUCACAGAUGAAGUUCAUAUUAAGAAUUUUAUAAAUAAAGUAGAAGUUAUAGGUAAUUUUUUUAAAA
Molecule: messenger RNA, 1394 nt
Organism: Vigna angularis (adzuki bean)
Lineage: Eukaryota; Viridiplantae; Streptophyta; Magnoliopsida; Fabales; Fabaceae
Exons: 6
Coding region: 359-1156 (265 amino acids)
Biological process (GO): translation
Cellular component (GO): ribosome; mitochondrial small ribosomal subunit
Molecular function (GO): small ribosomal subunit rRNA binding; structural constituent of ribosome
Source: RefSeq, a predicted model, not a curated record